Messenger RNA from Hevea brasiliensis (rubber tree), 2028 nucleotides. RefSeq lists its product as uncharacterized. Gene Ontology annotation, molecular function: RNA binding. The coding region runs from base 368 to 1480 and encodes 370 amino acids. Lineage: Eukaryota; Viridiplantae; Streptophyta; Magnoliopsida; Malpighiales; Euphorbiaceae. The transcript has 5 exons. The record is from RefSeq and is a predicted model, not a curated record.
CUUUAUGUUCUCAAUUUUUUCCCAUACAAAGAAGAGGAAAGAUGGCAGUGUGGAAAGAGGAGCGAAAGAGAUUAAACGCUGAAAUGGAAAGAGAAAAGGCUUGAACGAAACUUUUAGCAUCUGGGGGAAGAUUAUUCCUAGCUGAAUGCAUUUCAUCUGUAGAUUUCAACCUCAAAAAGUUUAAGUCUGCCCCUGCUCGCAGAUUGCAAAUGAGACUGCAUGGAAUCAGAUUUCUCAAAAUCAGUUAAAAUGACGUUAUGGUUCCUCAAAUUCCGGAAGGCAUGAACUUUUCUCAUGGUGAUCUCACUCCAAAAUAAUAAAACCGUCAUAUGUUUGUUUCUUUGUCGAAUUUGUUUAUGAGACAGUAAUGUUUGCUUCAAUCAGACGCGCUGUGGGUUCAAUCAAGGGCAGCAUCACUAUUGGACUUAACUACGCUAUCAAAAGGGAAUCUUUGGUUUGGUACUAUUUUCUAGUUCAUAAAGGGCCCAAUCUCUCAUCAUUUCUCCAAGCCACUUCCAUUACUCCAUCUAUUAACAACAUCACCUUUGUGCACCUGAGAAAUUACAGGGCUGCAUUGCCUUUUCGAGAGGCACCAAGCGUACUUUCUCCUCCUUAUUUUUUAUGGACACACAGGUUAAAUGUGUUUGUCAGUCAUAAUUUUCUCAGAAAUUGGAUACAUGGAAGAUACAUGAGCGGUGCGUCAAUUGAGCUGAAGACAGACAGUCCUGUUGUCAGGUUUUCUAUUAGUAAGCAGCCUGAUGAAAAUGGUUCUCCAGAAAAUGAGAAGAAGACCACCAAAAGGGUCAAAAUGUCUAGAAAGGCCAAACUGAAUGAACUCAGGUUCUAUCGUCUCAAGGCCAAAAAGAAGAUGAAUUCCCCAAAUCCAGAAGUUCGGAUUAGAUAUAAACUUGACAAGGCCAAGCGAAAGGAGGCAUGGUUGAUUGAGAAGUUGAGGAAAUUUGAGGUUCCCAAAAUGCCAGCUGAAACAUAUGAUCCUGAAAUAUUAACCGAGGAAGAGAAGCAUUACCUCAAGCGUACUGGAGAGAAGAAGAAGAACUUUAUUCUAGUUGGAAGACGAGGAGUAUUCGGAGGCGUUGUUCUCAAUAUGCAUCUUCAUUGGAAGAAGCAUGAAACAGUGAAGGUUAUUUGCAAACCUUGCAAGCCAGGGCAAAUUCAUGAAUAUGCUGAAGAGCUUACUCGACUCAGCAAAGGCAUUGUGAUUGACAUAAAACCUAACAAUACUAUCAUAUUCUAUAGAGGAAAGAACUAUGUUCAACCAAAAGUUAUGUCACCUCCAGAUACCCUAUCUAAACAGAAGGCCCUGGAAAAGUAUAGGUACGAGCAAUCCCUAGAGCAUACAAGUCAGUUCAUUGAAAAAUUGGAGAAAGAACUUCAAGAGUAUCUUGAGCAUGUCGCUCGUUACAAGAAAGAGAAAGAGAAUAAAGAGAAUAUGCCACACUUCACCAUUGUUGAUGAAUGAUGGCAACCUUUGGAACUCCAGAAAAAAAGGUUAAGUUGGCCCUUUGAUUGGCUAGGGAUUUUCUUUAUAAAAUUCUUCCUUCCACUGAUUGCCUUUUUUUGCAGGAUAUAUUCUUGAGUUCAUGGUUUUUGCUGAUUGCCCUUUUUUUUCUAUAAAAUUCUUCCAUUCAUUUCAUUGCACCUUUUUAAGAAUAAGGUGGGAAAGUCUUUCUACACAAGUGACGAACAUAUAAGGAGAGAGGCACUCCUCCACUAGUAUGGCAAGUCCAAACAUUAGCCUGUGCAUUUGAAGAAAGCUGAAUCCAGUUUGGAGAUGGUCCAAGCCAUAAAAUGCAAACAUAAAUUUUAGUUUUAUUAUUUUAAUUCUGUUCAUCUUAUAGCUAUAAACAUAAACAUUGUGAAUUUCACUUGCCUAUCCCAAUUGUUUGAAUGUUUUAGGUGAUGGUUUGGGAUAAUACUAGGCUCUAUUUGUAUAGUUGUGCAGUUGAAAUGAGCAAGAAUUUAAAUGUAUUUCAAGUAAAUUAUAAAAUUUAAUACAAUUCAACUCAA